Molecule: messenger RNA, 2373 nt
Organism: Coffea eugenioides
Lineage: Eukaryota; Viridiplantae; Streptophyta; Magnoliopsida; Gentianales; Rubiaceae
Product: putative disease resistance protein RGA3
Exons: 2
Coding region: 1-2373 (790 amino acids)
Biological process (GO): defense response to other organism
Molecular function (GO): ADP binding
Source: RefSeq, a predicted model, not a curated record
AUGAUGCCCGAACAACUAACAAUAAUUGAGAAAGUUACUGUAAACAUGCCAAUACAAAAGCUUACGAUUUGUCAGAGAAGACCUCCACGUCUACGCGGAAUAAUUGUUAAUGCUCCUUUCUUCAUAACCAAUUAUACUAGCCUAGAUAAGAUUACCAGUUCCUGGCUGCAUAAAACCUUCCAUCAAAAAAACCAUCUUGAUCUCAACACUGAAUCCACGGCAGCAAAAAUGGCUGACGCUCUUAUUAGUUCAACAAUUCAGGUCACCUUGGAAAUGGCACUGUCUCUUGCCUCUGAUAGGAUUGGUAUGUUAGUUGGAUUCAAGGAGGAUUUGGCCAGCAUGACCCGUUCUCUACGCUUGAUCAAAGCUUUCUUGACUGAUGCUGAGGAAAGGCAGCAUAACCAGGAGACGGCAGUGCAAGAAUGGUUGAAGAGUCUCGAGGAGGUUGCUUAUGAUGCUGACAACGUGUUGGAUGAGCUUCACUAUGAAUCUCUUCGUCACCAGGUGGAGUCCCGAAACCGACACAAGCAAAAGGUAUGCUGCUUCUUCUCCUUCUCUAACAUUAAUCUUGCUUUUCGUUGGAGGAUGGCUUCUAAGGUCAGGGACAUCAAAGUUAAGUUGAAUGGCAUCUAUCAAGAUGCCCAUGGAUUGGGACUGGUCAGUAGGCCAGUCUUGACAGCUACCCUCCCUGCUGCUCCUGCUGCUGGAGACACAAGAAAUCGGCAGACCGACUCAGUUGUUGCUCCAAUGGUUGGAAGAGCCGAUGAUGAAUCAAAGAUAGUGAAGAUGCUGUUGAGCCCGUCUGAGAAGGUUGUUUCUGUUCUUCCCAUAAUUGGUAUGGGAGGUCUAGGCAAAACAACUUUGGCUAAAUCGAUAUACAACAAUCAGCAAAUUGAUGGGCACUUCGACAAAAAGGUUUGGGUUUGUGCAUCAAAAAAAGUUCCAAUAGAGGAGCUUUUCAAACUCAUAUUAGUGCAUUUGACAAAAGAAAAGGUUGAAGUAGAUGUUAGGGAAGUCAUCGUUGAAAAAAUUCAGAAUCAACUUGGGGGAAAAAGAUAUCUCCUAGUUCUUGAUGAUGUGUGGGAUGAUAAUCAUGCAUUGUGGGAUGACCUUUUCACCACCUUGAAAGGACUCAAUCCAACUGAUGGAAGCUGGUGUCUUGUCACUACUCGUAGUGGUCAGGUGGCAGGUAUUGUGUCUGGAGCUUUGCUGAUGGAUGAUGAAGCCUAUGCCUUAGGAAGGCUACCUGAUGAUCUUUGCUGGUCUAUCCUAAAAGAAAAAGUAGUUGGAGGGGGAGGAGUACCUUACGAACUAAAAGCAAUUAAAGAGAGAGUAAUCAAAAGAUGUGAUGGUCUACCAUUGGCUGCAAGUGUAAUCGGAGGUCUAUUACGUUUAAAGAGAAAAGAGGAGUGGCAAUCAAUUUUGGAGAAUAGGCUUUUGAGUUUUAGUGGAGAUGAAGAUCGUGUCAUGCAAAUACUUAAGUUGAGUUUUGAUAAUUUGCCAUCUCCAUACAUUAAGAAAUGUUUUGCAUAUUGGUCUAUAUUUCCUAAGGAUAGUGAGAUAGAAAGGAAUAUGCUUAUCGAACUUUGGAUGGCAGAAGGUUUCCUCCAAGCAGAUGUCAACAGCCAAAUGAUGAUGGAGGAAAUUGGAAUGAAUUAUCUGAGAAUUUUAUUGCAGAGUUCAUUGUUUGAAGAAAUAAGAUAUGAUUGGAAAACAUAUUAUAAGAUGCAUGAUUUGGUGCAUGACCUUGCAGAGUCAAUGUCAAAGUCUACCAAAGUCAUUAAUAAUGGGGAUACAUAUACAGUAGACAACGAUAAUCAGAUUCGUUACCUUACAAUAGACUCAUUUGUUGGUGCAGAAGACAGAGAAAAACUUUUGGAGAGUCUAUCAGCUUCGCUUCAUACAUUGUUUGUAAAGGGUGACUUAUCUGAUGACAUGUUAAUGAAGUUGAAGAACUUGUAUGUUUUGAAUUUGUCUCGUGGAGAAAUUGAGGAGUUGCCAAUCUCAAUUGGCAAAUUGAUACAUUUGCGGUGUGUUGACCUUUCGGAAUCUGCAAUCCGUAUUUUGCCGGAUUCCCUUUGCAAGCUUUAUAAUCUGCAAACAUUGACGCUGAGUUACUCAGCGGUUGAUGAUCUUCCGAAGAGGAUGUCCAAUUUGAUUAGCUUGAGACAUCUUCAUUAUUACAAAAGUGAUAAAGAAUUUCAAAUGCCGCUAGACAUGGGACAACUAACUUGCCUUCAGACACUAAAGUUCUUUAAUGUGGGUCUCGAGAAGGGUAGACAAGUUAGAGAGCUUGGAUGCUUGAAAAACCUCAAGGGCAGUUUGGAGAUACGCAAUCUUGAACUAGUGACAACCACGACGAAGAUGUGUUAG